AGUAACGCUAAAAGUAGCCAUAUUAUGGGUCGGUUUGGGCCUGGUUUUGGCCGGCAAAAGGCCCAUCUCGGAUUGCGGUGAGCGUAUCGAGGAUGAUGGCUAUCCCAUGGAGCGUCAUAAGGUCGUCACCAGUGACAGUUAUAUCCUGACAAUGCACCGCAUUCCAUAUUCCCCCAAAACCGGCUAUAGUGAAAACCGCCCGGUGGCCUUCCUCAUGCACGGAAUGCUUAGCUCUUCCUCCGACUGGGUGCUCAUGGGCCCGGAGAGGUCCCUGGCCUACCAACUGGCCGACGCUGGCUACGAUGUCUGGAUGGGCAAUGCUCGAGGCAACACCUACUCCAAGGCCCAUCAGUUCUGGCCCACUUUCUGGCAAAUCUUCUGGAACUUCAGCUGGAACGAGAUCGGCAUUUAUGAUGUCCCAGCCAUGAUUGAUUAUGUUUUGAAGGAGACUGGUCAGGAGAAGCUUCAGUAUGUGGGUCACUCGCAGGGCACCACUGUCUAUCUGGUGAUGGUGUCUGAGAGGCCCGAGUACAAUGACAAGAUCAAGUCGGCCCAUCUCCUGGGACCUGCCGCCUACAUGGGCAACAUGAAGAGCCCCAUGACCCGUGCCUUUGCCCCCAUCCUGGGUCAGCCUAAUGCCAUCGUCGAGUUGUGCGGAUCUAUGGAGUUCAUGCCCAGCAACAAGUUUAAGCAGGACAUGGGCAUCGAGAUGUGCCAGGCUACGUCUCCCUAUGCCGAUAUGUGCGCCAACGAGAUCUUCCUGAUUGGAGGAUACGAUUCCGAGCAACUGGACUAUGACCUUUUGGAACACAUCAAGGCCACCUCGCCGGCUGGUGCUUCUGUUAACCAGAAUCUGCACUUCUGUCAGGAGUACAACUCUGGCAAGUUCCGCAAGUUCGAUUACACCGCCAUUCGCAAUCCCUUCGAGUACGGCAGCUACUUCCCUCCGGAUUACAAGCUAAAGAACGCCAAGGCCCCGGUUCUAUUGUAUUACGGAGCGAAUGACUGGAUGUGUGAUGUGAGCGAUGUCCGCAAGUUGAGGGAUGAGCUGCCCAACAUGGCUCUGGAUUACUUGGUGCCCUUCGAGAAGUGGGCUCAUCUGGACUUUAUCUGGGGCACUGAGGCCCGCAAGUACGUGUACGAUGAGGUCCUGAAGCAGAUGGAGUAUUACGAAUAGAUCUAUUCACACAACCGUAAUAAAAUGAACAUAUAACAGAGA
Drosophila serrata is the source of this 1219-nucleotide messenger RNA. RefSeq names its product Lipase 3 (gene Lip3). Lineage: Eukaryota; Metazoa; Arthropoda; Insecta; Diptera; Drosophilidae. The record is from RefSeq and is a predicted model, not a curated record. Gene Ontology annotation, molecular function: hydrolase activity, acting on ester bonds. Gene Ontology annotation, biological process: lipid metabolic process.